AUGCUGCUUAUUCCGGUCUGCACGGGAGAUGGGGUUUCAAUGCUGGUCUCUGUGAUUGAAGAUGAAGAAGUGGUGCUGACUGCGGUAGUAGAGGGUGCGGAGGUGGUAUCAGUAUUUGAUGUGCUGGGUGUUGAUGUCGUCGAGGCCGAAGUAGACGUAGCCCCCACCGAGUUUGAGAUAUAG
This is a messenger RNA of Penicillium angulare, 183 nucleotides long. RefSeq lists its product as uncharacterized. The record is from RefSeq and is a predicted model, not a curated record. The transcript has a single exon. Bases 1 to 183 code for a protein of 60 amino acids. Lineage: Eukaryota; Fungi; Ascomycota; Eurotiomycetes; Eurotiales; Aspergillaceae.